UAAACUAAUAAACAACUCAAUUUAAAAUGGCGGCCGUAAUUCGUAUAAAGCGGCGGUUAGAAGAUGAACCUUCAGAUACUUUAAUUUUAAAUUGUAAAAAACGUAAAACGGAAGCAGAUACACAAGACCAAGAUGCUGAACUAUCUACGAUUCUUAAGUUUGCUGGGACUGUUAAAAAUCAAGAAGAUACUUUGUCACAUAUUAAAAAGCCAACCAAAGUUGAGUUGGAGGAUCAGUUCAAGAAGCACAGUACAGAUCUGAGCUCAAAGUUGCGGUUGCAGAAGCAAGAAGACUCGAAAAAGAAUCGUUACAAAGUAGUGAACUGUUUUCGCUCUCAGUCUGCGAAUUUGGAGGAAACUAAUGAACCAAAAGCUGAAUAUACCAUUUAUGAUAUCGAGACUGAAAAUCAUGAUCAAAUAUCUAAAGACAGUGACCAAAAUUAUGUUUACGAUUUGUAUUACACAACGUCUGAUGAUCUCGGAGAGUUAGACGAUUAUGUUAGUAUGUACCCGUAUAAUGACGUGUUUAUGUAUGGUUCAGUGAGAGAUAACGGUUUGAAAGAAGCAGAUAGUGAUGAUGACAGUGAAGACUCAAAUGCUGAAAAUUUCUGGAAAAAUGAUUAUCCUGAUGAGUCUGAUAUGGAAAGUGUUACAGAAGAAGAUAUGUUACAAGCAAUGAAAAAAUGUGAUCUGAGUGAUCUCUCAAGUGACGAUGGGGAGGAAGGUUUUGUUUAUAGUAUAGACAGCGAAGGUGCAGGAUUUGAAGAAGAUGUAGAUGAUUCAGAUGUCCAAAGAUAUGGAGAAAGAUAUGCUAGAUUUAAAGCCAAACAUAAGAAAAACGUGCAAACAACUGCCUUAGAUCAUGAUCUGUAUUAUGGCGAUAUAGAUGAGGAAGAGUUUUAUUAUUAGUUUAGUGCAUUAAACUGUGUUAAUUUGUAUAAGUUUUGCAAUAAAAAUACUUACAAACUGA
Tribolium castaneum (red flour beetle) is the source of this 969-nucleotide messenger RNA. It is a transcript of the gene fs(2)ltoPP43, whose product is annotated as female sterile (2) ltoPP43. Lineage: Eukaryota; Metazoa; Arthropoda; Insecta; Coleoptera; Tenebrionidae. Gene Ontology annotation, biological process: developmental process. The transcript is spliced from 3 exons. The coding region runs from base 27 to 908 and encodes 293 amino acids. The record is from RefSeq and is a predicted model, not a curated record.